GGCAGCGGCGGUGGCGGGCGGGGGCGGCCUCCGGAGGCGGCGAGAGCAUGGAGCCGCGGGCCGGCAGCCGGUUGCCGGUGCGGGUGGAACAGGUCGUCAACGGCGCGCUGGUGGUCACCGUGAGCUGUGGCGAGCGCAGCUUCGCCGGGAUCCUGCUGGAUUGCACGAAAAAGUCCGGCCUUUUCGGCCUGUCUCCAUCGACUCUGCUGCCUCUGGCUGACAACCCCUCUGUCAUCAGCUGUCAUGGCCAGGUGCCUAAGGAGGGAACUGGAGAAGUGAUGCAGCUGGGAACAGGACCUCUGCCUCCUCACCACACAGACCAGCCCCCAGAAAAGGAUCAGCCUCCCAAGACAGCUGGGUCGGAGCUGCCCCCACCUCUCAUUCCACCUCUGCCUGCUGGGAACCUUCCUCCCUUUCCACCAUACUUUGAGGGUGCCCCUUUCCCCCACCCACUAUGGCUGAGGAACACCUACCAGCAGUGGGUGCCGCAGCCCCCACCCAGGACCAUCAAGCGGACCCGGCGGCGACUGUCCCGCAACCGGGACCCUGGCAGACUCAUUCUUAGCACGAUCCGCCUGCGGCCACGCCAGGUACUGUGUGAGAAAUGCAAGAGUACUGUGAGUCCUCAGGAGGCCAGUCCUGGCCCCCUGACCACCCCCAGACCCCGCCGGAGGCUAGGCAGUGGCCCUGACAGUGAGCACCGUAAGCCAGAAGAACCAGAGGACAGUGACUCCGUAUCUGCGGCCACCUCAAGGAGGAGCAAGAGGGAGAAGCGGGAAGAGGACAGGGUUCCUGGAGAACGUGUUCCACGGAGCCCAGUCAUCAAGAUCUCCUACAGCACGCCACAGGGCAAGGGUGAGGUGGUCAAGAUCCCAUCCAGAGUGCACGGCUCUGUGGAGCCCUUCUGUCCCCAACAGCCUCUACAGAACGGCAGCCAGGACUUAGAGGUAGCGAGGGAUGUGGAGCCCAGGGGUGGUGGUGACCGACCACCCAGCGGGCAUUCUAUUCCCAAGCUGAAGCUGACUCGGCCAUUGCCUCCCAUCUCAGACCUGCCGCCUCCCAAAAUCCGCCUGAAGCCCCACCGGCUGAGGGAUGGGGAGCAUGAGCCUCUGUACAAGGCUGAGCUGGUUGAGGAGCUGAAUGGAUGCCCCCGAGGCCCCCUGGCCAACUCUCCUGCUCUCUUUGCUGAUGGCUCUACCCAUGGGCUGGAGGAUUUGUCUUCUGGAAGUUCUGGUGAGGACGAUGACCUCAAGGGGUUUACUCACGGUAAACAUGGACGUGGUAGCUUGGCUUUCCUUGUCGACUGCCCGGGGAGGAGAGCAGAUUGUACCAGUGAAUCUGUGUGCAGCACCGACAGCCUGGAUGAACUGAAAUCAUCUGGUUCAGAAGUGACAUCUCCAGACACAGGAGACCUGUCAUCUGGUGACGGCGCCUCUGUGCCUUCCUCUUCUGCUGACACUCGCCAGACAGUCCCUCCCCUCACGGUCAGGCUGCACACGCAGAGCGUCUCACAAUGUGUGACCGAAGAUGGAAGGACGGUGGCUGUAGGGGACAUUGUGUGGGGUAAGAUUCAUGGUUUUCCUUGGUGGCCAGCGCGUGUCCUUGACAUCAGCCUUGGCCAGAAGGAGGAUGGAGAGCCCUCUUGGCAAGAAGCGAAAGUCUCAUGGUUUGGGUCUCCAACUACAUCAUUCUUGUCUAUUUCAAAACUGUCCCCUUUCUCUGAAUUUUUCAAACUGAGAUUUAACCGUAAGAAGAAGGGGAUGUAUCGGAGAGCUAUAACUGAGGCUGCUAACGCCACACAACAUGUGGCCCCAGAAAUAAGGGAGCUCUUGACCCAGUUUGAAAUGUAACUUUGGUUCCGGGAGCAGGUCACCGACACUGAGGGUGGAGCUGCUGUCCUGGAACUUCUGUCCGAGGGGCCCCUGUGCCUCUGGCUGGCUGUGUGCAGAAACAUGCUGGGCACAGUGGUUGGCCUGACUCCGGGUCCCCAGAGGAGCAGGUGUGCAUGGGGAGGAGCCAAGCUCAGGGCACCUGGCUCCUCUCGGCUGAAUGUAUCUGUUCCCUUUGAUUCAGGCUUCGGCAUUCCUAGCUGAGAAGUGUCCUGGAGCUUGGUGACAUGUUUGCUGCUUUGUGUGUGAGCAGCUGCCAGGCUUGGGCACCCUCAAACAGAAGCAGGGCCUUCUGCCCAGCCUGUGAGACUUCUGCGUGGGUACAGGGCACCCUCCUGGGCCUGGCCUCGGCUAUUCAGCUGGAGCCGCUUUGCAGGCUUGAGGAAACCAAAUCGCACGUCUGAGGUUCUUCUCCAGCCCUGGGGUAUAGGGUCUCUGUGCUCUUGAGCCAGGAAUCUAGUUGGGUCUCCUCCACAUUCCUCUCAAAGCAUGGGCCCCUGGGCUCCCAGCCCUGGCCGGCAAGGCCGCCUAGAUCUGAGAUGCUGCUAUGUCACCUACUGUGAGGGGGAGAGAAAGGGGAAGGGCAGAACUGAAAACAGGCCUCAGGUUAGGACAUACCAGCUCUGCCCUGUGAGGCCACAUUCCUUUCUCCUCUGUCACUUUCCAGACCAAAAAGAAAACAGAAAGAAAAGAAAACUGUCUCUGCCCCUUUGUUUAAGCGUGAAGAGGAAUAAACAGGAGUCUGGGUUGA
Peromyscus californicus insignis is the source of this 2640-nucleotide messenger RNA. It is a transcript of the gene Pwwp2b, whose product is annotated as PWWP domain containing 2B. The record is from RefSeq and is a predicted model, not a curated record. Gene Ontology annotation, cellular component: nucleoplasm; nucleus. Lineage: Eukaryota; Metazoa; Chordata; Mammalia; Rodentia; Cricetidae. The coding region runs from base 48 to 1850 and encodes 600 amino acids. The transcript is spliced from 3 exons.